AUGUCUCCAAUCGUCAGUGAGAUCCUCCUCUCCGGGUUUAUGAUAAAUUCCGCUCUGAGGCGCAGGACCCAUCUGGUUCAGUCCUUCUCCGUCGUCUUCCUCUACUGGUUCUACGUCUUCUCGUGA
Messenger RNA from Spirodela intermedia, 126 nucleotides. NCBI's taxonomy places the organism in Eukaryota, Viridiplantae, Streptophyta, Magnoliopsida, Alismatales, Araceae. The record is from the annotation of a GenBank genome assembly.